Molecule: messenger RNA, 624 nt
Organism: Botrytis porri
Lineage: Eukaryota; Fungi; Ascomycota; Leotiomycetes; Helotiales; Sclerotiniaceae
Exons: 2
Coding region: 1-624 (207 amino acids)
Source: RefSeq, a predicted model, not a curated record
AUGGAUCUCAAUCGACCUCUUGGAGACAAGAUCAAUAUCAAUACGAACGACUCUCAAUACUAUGUCCACGCAGAAUUAUUGCGCAGAAACCCGAAAUUUUUCGAUAUCUACGAACACAGAAGUGUCAUGACCAUAGAUGUAGGAUCUGAAGUGUUUGAGUCCUUUGUUCAGUGGCUCUAUAAUCGAGAUCUCUUCAAACAUCCAACUGGUGGCGUCCAGUUGAUUCUAGGACUAUGGUUCUUUGCUGCUAAGAUUUCCUGCCUAGAGCUUCAGAACUACGCCAUGGAUUGGAUUCAGGAUUACCAUCAAGAUGAACGGAUGGAGGAUUCGGAUCUAAGAUAUGUUUUCGAGACGAUCAAGAAUGACUAUGAGUAUACUGCUUUAGGGGACUUCUGUGGUGCUAUGCUUCGCAAACGAAACUCUGAGUACCAAUUCACGGCUGUACAUAGAUUUCUUCAAGCAGUUCCAGGCGCUCUUGGUCCAUAUAUUUUCUAUGAAAGUUUGUGCGACGACAUCGACGAGCUGCGCUCCGACCCCACACGCCGAGACAAGAUUCAUCUUUGCCGAUUCCAUAUUCACAACUACAAUGACAAGAUCUGCGGGUCCAAACCAAAUGUUCAGUAG